This is a messenger RNA of Schistosoma haematobium, 4893 nucleotides long. RefSeq lists its product as uncharacterized. Gene Ontology annotation, molecular function: large conductance calcium-activated potassium channel activity. Gene Ontology annotation, biological process: potassium ion transport. The coding region runs from base 1 to 3555 and encodes 1184 amino acids. The record is from RefSeq and is a predicted model, not a curated record. Gene Ontology annotation, cellular component: membrane. Lineage: Eukaryota; Metazoa; Platyhelminthes; Trematoda; Strigeidida; Schistosomatidae. The transcript has 21 exons.
AUGCCAUGUAUACGUGAUCCAUUUCCAUGGUGGUUGCCAUUAGCUUUAUCAUGUUCCAUUGUAUUGAUCACAAUAUUCAUGGGUAUAUUUCGUUGGCUAUACAAAAUUUAUUCACGACAUAAACGUCUUAAAAUUAGAUCAUCACGACAACUCAUACAAUAUAAACAAUUAUCACCAAUGUCCAUUGAUAAUCAACGUACUUUAAGUCUACAGAGUACAAACGAUGAUGUAACAGAUGAUUAUCCAAGUUUAUUUGCCGAUCAUAAAGAUGAUCAAGAAUUUGAUGAGUUUACUGAAUCUGAGGAAAAUAUUGAUUCAAUGCAUAAAAACUGUUCAACAAGUACAUAUUUAAUAAAUCGUAAUAAGAAAUUACGUCGCAUUAAAACAAUGAAUAGUAAAAAACCUGAUAUAUCAACAUUACCAAUAAUUAAGAUUAAUCAUAUACGUCUGCCUCACCACCACCAACAACAAGAGCAACAACAAGAACAACAACCACAUAAACCGUUAUUACACAAGAGUAAUAGUGUGAAUUCAUCAAAAACACCUUUAUCUGAUUUACAAUCAUCUCCAUCCUGUUUGGAAACACAAAGCGAUACAACAUAUAUCAAUGAUUUUUUCACUGUAAAACCAACAAAUAAUGAUAUAUUACUGUCGGAAAACUCGACUCCAUCUUAUUGGGAAGAAUCAAUUCAAUGCAAUUGGUUUGUUAAUUGGUUUAAGUAUACUCGUUUAGGUAUGUCAGCUAGACAACAACUGAAUAUGAAAUUAUACUGUGAACGAUUUACUACAGUUUCAUAUCCAGCUGGUAAAAUAAUGUUAACUAUCUAUAUUGUUCUCAGUACGGUCUCCUGGCUAUUUUAUGUAGUUGAAAAUAGAAAUAAUCCUCCUGUGAGUAUACGUGGUAUAUGCCAUACAUUACGUUCGAAAAUCCUCAGUUGGAUCAAUUUUGGUAUCAAUUUGUUCUGCUUGGGUUAUUAUAUUUUAAAGCUGUGUGCGGCUACUGAUCGGGUUCGUUUUGUUCUCAGUUUUUCUUCUCUGAUCGAUAUAAUUUCAAUCCCACCGGCUUUAUGCAGUGUUUUUGAAACGCAUCGUCAUAUUGACUUGAAUUUUCUUCGAUCAAUGUGCUUUUUGUAUUAUGUUGAUACACUCACUUAUUUGGGUGUGAUAACGUCAAAUCAAGGAAUUCAGUCAGCUCGUAUCGUGUUCACAUUGUUCACCAUAUGGAUGGUUGGUAGUGGGAUUAUGCACGUGAUUGAACAUUUGGGAGAUUUUUGGUUGAAUGAAAAUCAUCGUGGUACAUGGAGUUACUUCGAGUCUUGUUAUUUUCUUUUAGUAACAUUAUCUACUGUUGGUUACGGUGAUUAUGUAACCCAUUCAACAUUGGGGAGAUUAUUUAUUUGUAUAUUUAUACCAGUUGCUAUGGGUGUUUCUGCAAGUUUUGUACCAGAGUUAUUUCGUAAUUUCAAUAAUAACUAUACUAAUUCUUCGGAUCGAUAUGAACCAAUUUCAGGUGAACGACAUGUUAUCGUUUGCGGAAAUUUUGAUAACGAAAGUAUACGAGCUUUUAUCAAAGGUUUCCUUUACGGAUGUCAAGCCAAAGGACGUAUGAGAAUAAACAUGGUACUUUUGAGACCGAUACCAUUGGAUUAUGCACUGAAAGCAAUUCUUAGUCCAUAUCAUGCAUGGGUUCGAUAUUUUGUUGGUACACCGAAUAAUCCACACGAUUUAGCCAGAACUAAAUUAAAAGAAGCACGAGCAGCAUUCAUAUUAGCCACACCAAAUACAAAAUUUCGUGAUGAUGAAGACAGCGCAAAUAUAAUGCAAGCAAUUGCAAUAAAGGCUAGAAAAAAGAAUUUACGCGUUAUUUUGCAGUUGCAUUAUUUUAGAAAUAAGUGUUUAAUGAAUAAUUUUCCACGUUGGACAUAUUUAGCCAACGAUAUGGUAGUUUGUAUGGAAGAACUAAAAUUAGGUUUAAUGGCGUACAAUUGUCUAGCACCGGGUUUCUCAACGUUGAUUGUAAAUCUUUUAAAUGCACAUGGAAGUAAACCAAGAAUAUUUGAAUACGAACGUUGGAGGAUAGAAUAUGAGUAUGGGUUUCGAAUGCAACUACAUGAUGUUGGCAUUAGUCAUGAAUUUUCAAACCUAUUUAUUAGAGACUUAGCUAUUUUUGUUUAUGAAAAGUGGAAUCUUAUUCUACUAGCCAUACGUAUCAAUGGACUAGAAAAAUCUUCAAUGCUUAUAAAUCCAAUUGAUGUAAACUGUCCAGUGAAUAAUAAUUCAAUGCGCGCUAUAGUUAUAUCUAGUGAUUAUAGUUCUGCUUUAAACUUGCAGUAUUAUUGCAUAACAUGCGAAGGACAUCUAAUUGGUCAACCAUGCAGAUGUAGUCGUCCUGUGUUAGAAAAAAGAAGAAAGAUAACAAUUGCUAGAGACUUAGCACUAUAUGAGCAAAUUGGGAAAGCCAGAGAAAAUGCUGUUAAAGCUGAAACAUGGUCAUAUGAUACUAGAUCUACACACUUUUUUCGUCAUUCAUUUACUGCAACAUCACCUAAUUUAUUACAUGAUACAAGAAAUCUACUAUUUGAUCAACCUCGUGGGCGAAGUGAAACAAGAAAAAUGGAUAUAAAUUCAAGAAAUUUAGCACUUCCAAAUAAUAUUCCAACAAGGUGUAUGAAUUAUUCUCCAGUACGAGCUCCAUCACAUUCAUCACAAGUAGAUCGUACCGGAUCAUUUCAUUGGGUACCAGAUAUCCCACUUACAAGGGCCACGUUGAGCCCAAAUCAAGCAGCAAGUCUGAAUUUUAACAGACAUUUCCUUGUAUGUGUUGCUGGAAAAUCAACAAACGGUCCUCUUAAUUUGGAGAAUUUCAUCAUGCCACUACGGUUCCAUUGGCAACGUGUUCGAGAUAUCGUGAUCCUAGGAGAUAGUCAUUUAAUUGGGCCGUUGGAAUGGGUGAAAUUAAAAAAUCUUCCAAGAAUAUUUAUCGUCGACGGUGAUCCAUGCAGUUUUAAUGAUCUACACUCAGUACAUUUAUGUCAAUGUAAUGCUUGUGUGGUGCUUGGUUACAGUGCGGAAGAGCCUCAUUCACAAUGUGUUGAUCCAAGUCUUCAAGACAGAGUAACAUUAUUGUGUGCAAUGAAUAUUCGAUCAUUAUUGCAAAAAGAACAACAUUUGGUUCAUUUAACAACAGAAUUACAUUAUGAAAAAAAUGCCUACUUGUUCAGUUCAGGUGACAUACAUGAAAAUGAUUACAAAUUACCAGUAUGGUUUAGUGAACCAUUUGCUCGGGGGAUUAUUUUUAGCAACACUUUACUAUAUAGCUGUUUGAGUUCUUUCUUUUACAAUGAUAAUAUAUUUCGUUUCCUUCGAGUUUUAAUUUCUGGACAGUCAACUGAUGAACUUGAAGCAUCAUUUUCUGUUGGAGCAGGUCUACAACAACAAGCAACAUCACAGUCAGCUCGAAUGGCUGGAGUAAAAGUUUCUUUGAGGGGAUUUCGUCAUGCACCUUUCAAAUUCUUAACUCGAAUAUCACUUCGACUGUUUUGGUUGAAUUCGUAAACAAUGUUUCAGUUAUCUUCGUUCGUUGUUGGGUCUGAAGUCUUCAUUGGAUGGAAUGUGAGUUGAUUGUGUUCGCUUGUUGAGGACGAUGGUUCUGAAAGAUCCCAGAAUUUUAGUGCUGAUUCCUAAAACGUUUUUUUAUUUAUGGUGUGAUGAUCUAGUUCUCGUCAGUGCUUAUGUUGUGUCAUGUUUAUUUACUGAAUAAAUUUUGAUUACGUUUCGCGGGUGACCAUCACUCAGGGAUCCAGUAUGUCGAUUCAUGGAAAAAAAGUCGAUAAAUCACACGGUCACAGGUUAACCGAUCAAAACUGUCAACAAGAACAAAAAGAUACCUAAAAAUGAUAAAAUCUCGAAAGUAUCCGGAUGGAAACAAGGUCGUCAUAAUGGACUGGCUUCAUGUUUGUAGAAUAGUCGGAAAGUUUACUUCCCUAUGAAGUAGGGGCUGAUGACGUUGACCAUGACGACAAUGAAGUUUAUCAAUUAAGCCAUUUAGCUCAUAGAACCAAACACUACCAAAAGAAAAACUUUACCGUGGCCAGUUAGCUAUAAGCUGCUGCUCGAUAUAUCACGUCCAUUUAUUUUAAAUUCCAUAGAUGUAUACAAAAAGCAUACUCUUUGAAGAACACAGUUCUAUAAUUACCUACGCUAUAUGAGUGCUAACUAACCGAACAUUUAUAAUAAUACAAGAGUUCAGGUGCACGACUAUGUCAUCAUUGUUCAGUGUUAAAAACGAAAUUCCUCACAUGUUCUGAAUGAAACUAAUGAAACCGACGUUGAGUUACUUAGUCUCAAGAAAGAUGAUGAAACUGAUUAAAUAAUUCUGUAGAUGAAUAGUGAAUCAGUCAAUCUACAACUUAUUUUUAUAGUUAGAGGCUCAAUAGAAACAGCAGUGAAACAUUUUUUGGACUCAAAUUCAUUUAGCAAUAGGAAAAUCAAAUGUUGAUUGCAGUAUAUAAUCCAUAAAAUAAGAUCCAUGACAUUAUGGUCUUAAAAAAGUGGGUAACAAUUUGUUGAACAAUCAACUAGAAUCUACCCAUAGAUGCUACUCUUCCGUAUCAAUGUAUAAUUUUCUUGUGACUAGUUAUGAUGAAUAACGGAGAAAGUAAUCAAAUUUAUAGUUGUGAAAUACAAGGCCAGAUUUAGUAGUUUUAUAUAUAUGUUAUAUUAAAAAUCUCAUUUUUAUUUAGUUUUAAAGAUGUUGCCAGAACAAAUAAAUUUAGGAACAAACUGAUUUUAAGUGAUAACACAUUCGCUAAUGGAGUGUCAGUUAUUGGAUCAUAUGUUUGAUGUCAGAAAAUGAUGUUUGAUGUGAAAUAAACGUUAUUUAUAAAUAAAUGG